UCCACCCAGGAAGGUAACUCAUACACAGAAUCUUUAGAGGAUCAGAGGGUCCUAAUCUGCUUCUGAGGCUUCAUCAGAGCUUUAGAGAAGAGACGCUGGGAUUUAGAUUUAACUAGUGCAACUGGAAUACAGUGAUAAUGCCGUCCCAUAAGAAGAUUCUGCAUUUCAUGUCCAGUGCAUUGGUUACUUCCAUAUCUGUUGGGGUGAUGGGAUAUGGCAUGUCAACACAGUGGGCUAAGACGACCAUGGAGUGCACAAGAGAUGGAAGUAGCUUCCUCAACGGAACUGCUGUGAUCACUUUGGAGCUUUUUGUUGGAAACAUGGACAGAACCUUUUGCCCUGUGUACGGAAGUGUUAAUGAAUUUCAAGUGAUUCCUAAAUUGGUAGAAACAGGAGUUACUCCUUUAGUCCUGCACACUUUGGUUUUGUGCCUGUUGGCCAUGUGUCUGCUGUCUUCUGUGGGCAGCAUCCUUAUCUCCCUCUACAACAGUGUCAGUAACCCAUAUGAGACCUACAUGGGGCCUGUUGGCAUCUACACCUGCAGCUCUCUCAGCACAUGUUUGUCUUUUGUGGUCCUUAUCAUAUUUGUGUUGAACGUCAACGUGACCAACAUGGCAGAGGAUCUGGUGAGGAACUUUGCUGAUGCUGUUCCAGUGGACCUGAGCAACAAGUCUUCAGAGAUGCAGCUAGGGUACUACCUGGUCAUCCCUUAUACAGUGCUCUCUCUCCUCGCCAUUGCUUUGAUCUACAUGUACGACCACGCAGCCUACACACAUAGGAGAGAACAGCAGAGGCCUACUGAGGACGCGCCCAAGGAGAUAAUGAUGUAUUAGUGGCCUGCAAUGGAGUCAGUUUUCUGUGACUGAUAAAUUGCUCAUCAAGACUUUCUGGAGUAGUUUACUGUAAUGGAGAAUUACAGACAGAAAUUGGAUGUGUGUACAGUAAAAUGUGGAUGUACAGCUUGUCUAAUUUAAUAUACAUAGAAUACCACAAUGUCAUGUUUUUACUGGCUUUGCACUAUGAGCAACAGUUUUAUAAUUUCAGUGAUUUAACAUGAAGUUACCACAUUGCAAAUUAUUUGCUGAUACAAUACGUUUAUUAGUAUGUAAAUCAAUUUAGGUUAAUAUCUUUUAGAUUUUUAACUGACAUUAUUUCUUUUGUGUAAAAACAAUGUAACGGUUGUUGGUUUAGUAUGAUAGAAACAGAAUAAUUUUUUUAUAUAGAGAUAUGAUGUAUUAUGUGUAUGAAACAAUAGUUUGCAUAAAAUAAGUGAACGGACAGAUGAGAUGAGGUUGUUCUCCACUAUAUUUUAACGGAUGGAUUUUUCAAGAAAUAUUAUAGCCAACUUUUAUCUUUAUUUUAGUUAUUUAAUGUUCCAGAUUUGCCAAAAGAAUGGCUAAGAAACAAUGUAGCUGGUGAGUAAAUCAUAUUUUUUGUGAAAAAUCUAAAGGUUGAAUUUAAAUAAAAGGCGAGAGAAGUGGAGAAAAGUGUGAAGAGGCAUAUGGGGAUAAAUUGAUCUCUUCUGCCCUCUAUCUCUGAGAUGGCGUAAAUGCAAAGCAAUGUCUCCUGCCAAAUUUCAAGUCACACACUUAUUGAAACCGGAGUAAAAGAGAAAAUGAUUUUACUAAUUUUCUUUUUAAUCAGUCUUUAAUCAGUCAUGGCUGACAGUUGUUGGUGUUUGUUUAUUUUUUAUUAUGGGAUAUUUCUGUCAAAUUAUCUGACUAAAAAAAGACAAAAUGCAAAGUAAAAUAGCUGUCAUUCAUCUUACAAUCUCCAGGAGGGAGCACUGACACCACACAUACUUGGAUUUUCACAGGCAUUACCAAGACUGGAAAACUCCAGACUUGGGAUAGACCAGCGUUUCCCAAGCUUUUUGUCAGAUGUACCCCACAGCCCUGUCAGAUGAACUCAAGUACCACUUCACAACACCACCUGUCCUAUUCCAAAUGUGUCCAUUUGAGUUGAUUUUAAAUUGGAUGUUAUUUAACACUAUUGAUUAUAUAAAAGUGGAUAUUGUUAAAUAAUGUUUUCAUAAAAUCAGUCAGUCAGU
This is a messenger RNA of Siniperca chuatsi (mandarin fish), 2050 nucleotides long. Its product is annotated as clarin-3. NCBI's taxonomy places the organism in Eukaryota, Metazoa, Chordata, Actinopteri, Centrarchiformes, Sinipercidae. The record is from RefSeq and is a predicted model, not a curated record. The coding region runs from base 138 to 833 and encodes 231 amino acids. The transcript has 3 exons.